Messenger RNA from Photinus pyralis (common eastern firefly), 1319 nucleotides. Its product is annotated as charged multivesicular body protein 3-like. NCBI's taxonomy places the organism in Eukaryota, Metazoa, Arthropoda, Insecta, Coleoptera, Lampyridae. Bases 408 to 1064 code for a protein of 218 amino acids. The transcript is spliced from 4 exons. Gene Ontology annotation, biological process: late endosome to vacuole transport; protein transport; endosome transport via multivesicular body sorting pathway. Gene Ontology annotation, cellular component: multivesicular body; ESCRT III complex. The record is from RefSeq and is a predicted model, not a curated record.
AAAUGCAAAGAUUACUACCUACGUUAAAUAAAACAAAAAAACACAAACUUAAACUAUAGGAUGCUCUAUCGACGACAGCUCAAACCAAAAUGGCUGUAACGCAAGAAGCGUUCUUGCUCUCGAAGCGGCGCAGUCUGGCUUUUUCCGUUCUAAAAAGUCGCGCGGUUGCCAGCUCGCAAAAAUGGGUGCAGCAUUGUUUAUUCAAACAAGGGGCCUAUAAUAAUAAUCGACUCACCUUAUCGUUGGACACUGUAUAAAACAUAUACAUCCUAUUUCUACAUGUGCCGCUCUAUAGUUUUGUUGUGAUUUGCUACGCAUGCAUUUAUUGACAAUUUACUGAACUGUCAACGAAUUACACCUAAAAAUUUGACACUACUGAAUGAAUAAUAAACUAAAUACAUCCAAAUAUGGGCCUAUUUGGAAAAACUCCUGAAAGAAAUCCCAAAGAGCUGGUGAACGAGUGGUCUCACAAGCUUCGCAAGGAGAAUUCCCAAUUGGACAGGCAGAUUCGAGCGAUACAACGCGAGGAAGAGAAGGUGAAACGCUCUCUGAAAGAGGCAGCCAAGAAAAAUGAUCGUGAAGCGUGUACCAUCCUCGCAAAAGAGGUGUUACGUGCACGUAAAGCGAUCACAAAGAUCUACACAUCGAAGGCCCACUUAAACUCUGUUCAAUUACAAAUGAAAAAUCAGUUAGCUACAUUACGUGUCGCCGGUUCGCUCUCAAAAUCCACCGAGGUAAUGCAAGCGAUGCAGCGAUUAAUUCGAAUACCGGAAGUGGCGCACACCAUGCAAGAACUGUCAAAGGAAAUGAUGAAGGCGGGCAUCAUCGAGGAGAUGAUUGACGAAACGAUGGACGCGAUGGAGGAGGACAGUCAGGAGAUGGAGGAGGCGGCGCAGACCGAGGUCGACAAGGUGCUCUGGGAGCUUACCGAGGGUAAGCUGGGCGAGGCUCCCGCGCCUCCCGUCACCGAGGCGAAAAAGCAGGUCGUCGACGUGCCCGACGAGGAGGAGAACGAAGAGGAAUUGGAAGAUAUGCAGAGCCGUUUGGCCGCGUUAAAGUCGUAGGCGCACGAAUUAACAGUAUUUUUUUAACGUGUUUUUAAGCAGCUGCGGAUUAAUUAAGCAAAUUAUCUACGCCGCUGUGCUAGUAUAAGUAUAGCUGAUGUGGCCUUCGCUUACUUGUACUGUAGAUACUUGAUUUGUUUUUAACAUUCUUAAAAGUUUAAAUAUGUAAAAUUGUACAUAAGAGUAUUUAUAUCUUAGUUUUUUAUUUAAACAAUGUGCUUAAGUAUAACUGUUAAUAAAAUAUUUGAGUUGCAA